AUGACACCUACACCCCCCACGAGAACCUUCCUGACCCCACAGAUGACACCUACACCCCCACGAGAACCUGACCCCACAGAUGACACCACACCCCACGAGAACCUUCCUGGACCCACAGAUGACACCUACACCCCCACGAGAACCUUCCUGACCCCACAGAUGACACCUACACCUCACGAGAACCUUCCUGACCCCACAGAUGGCACCUACACCCCACGAGAACCUUCUGACCCACAGAUGACACCUACACCCCACGAGAACCUUCCUGGACCCACAGAUGACACCUACACCCCCACGAGAACCUUCCUGGACCCCACAGAUGACACCUACACCCCACGAGAACCUUCCUGGACCCACAGAUGA
Messenger RNA from Homarus americanus (American lobster), 363 nucleotides. RefSeq names its product extensin-like. NCBI's taxonomy places the organism in Eukaryota, Metazoa, Arthropoda, Malacostraca, Decapoda, Nephropidae. The transcript has a single exon. The coding region runs from base 1 to 363 and encodes 120 amino acids. The record is from RefSeq and is a predicted model, not a curated record.